UCUAGAUUAUAGUCCGAUUCAUUCUCCCAACUUUUGAAUUUGAUAUAUUUUUGGUUUUUAUUCUUAAAUCUCAAAGGAGGAUGAUGAUGAACUCAAAGGUGCCGACGGAUGCUCAGUCUAAAGCUCCGACAUGGGUCUUUUGGGACAUCAACAGUUGUCCGGUUCCGGCUGACGUCGAUGCUCGUAUUAUCGGUCCGUGUAUAAAAAGCUUUGUGAAUACUUUAGGCUACACCGGUCCUCUCACCAUCACUGCCAUUGGCAUGCUAACAGACGUCCCUCUUGACGUCCUGCGAGCCAUCUAUUCCUCUGGAAUCGCUCUCCGUCACGUUCCUAUAGGUAAUGGCGUUUACUUGGAACUGUUUUUGUGGGGCUGGAAAAAUCUACCUCCAGCUAAUGUCAUGCUUGUAUCUGAUUCUGUACGCUUCGAUCCACCUCUUGCGACUCUAAGAAUGGGCGGCAGAUACAAUGUUAUCCGGCCAAGUUUCUCUGCCUCCUCCUCUGCUCUUUACUCUACCUCAAACCAUAGAUUGCAAAGCUUACUAGCAAUGCUACGGGCAGGUGAACUUAAAUUGGAGGAGGGAGAUAAGUGCAGUGAAAUCCCAGCCUUUGUUUGCUCAACAUGCGAUGGCUAUUUUGACAUCAAAGACUUUGAAAGUUUCAUCACGCACCUCAGCAGUCCAGGGCAUGAAGUGGAGGAGGAUCCAUAUUUCCCCGAGCCUCAUUGCGAUUAUUAUUAUCAGAAGGAAGAUGCUACUACUACUGCCCAGAAGAUUAUGAUUUACCCCAAGGCGCCGACCGAUACUGAGGCUCAGGCUCCAACAUGGGUCUGGUGGGACCUUAACAGGUGUCCGGUUCCCGCUGACGUCGAUGUUCGUAUUAUCGGUCCGUGUAUAAAAAGUGCUGUGAACAAUUUAGGCUACAUGGGUCCUCUCACCAUAAUUGCCAUUGGUAUUCUAACAGACGUCCCUCUUGACGCCCUGCAAGCCAUCUAUUCCUCUGGAAUCGCUCUCCAUCACGUUCCUACAGAGGUGAAUGGAAUUAAAGAUAGUCUGUAUUGGUGGAGCACCAAAAACCCAUCUCCUACUAAUUUCAUGCUCUUAUCCGGUGAACGAGUCUUCGGUGUAACUCUUGAGCGUCUAGAGUCGCAGGGAUACAAUAUUAUCCGGUCACUCUUUCCUUAUGAUGCUAGAAAAGUAGACUCUGCACUCAGCUUAAGCUUUACAAGUGAAGGGUGCUUCUUCCUUUGGCGUAGCUUACUGACAGUGUUACGUUCAGACGUUGAUGAACUUGACAAGGACGAAAGGGGUGAAUCUGCCUUGGUUUGCUCAACAUGUGAUCUCAAGGUUGAUGCGAAAGACUUUGAACGUUUUAUUACGCAUCUCAACAGUAAAGAACAUGGACUAAAGGAGUUGCAAUUUUACCCUCAGGAUUGCAGUUCUUAUGAGAAAGAGGACGCUACUACGAUUAAACAUGUUCUGACGUGUUUUAGAGCUGGUCUGAGGAGCUGCCAACGUAAAGCAGAAGAGGAACGUAAAGCCAAAGAUAAAGAAAUUGAACUUUUCAGCAGAACUUUCUCGUAAAGCAAAACUCGUAAGACGUCAAGAAAAAGAUGAAAGAAGAAGAAAAGCUAAAUACAUUGGCACAUGCUGUUCUCUAUUAUGGCAUUUUGUGCUUCUCUAAUUAUUCAAUGGUUUGUCAACUUUUAGGUGGAAACGUGUUUUCAACAUAUACCUAUUAUCAUGCCUCGGUUUAUUUAUUGUAAGUGAAUUAAGAUA
This is a messenger RNA of Raphanus sativus (radish), 1775 nucleotides long. RefSeq lists its product as uncharacterized. The transcript has 6 exons. Gene Ontology annotation, molecular function: RNA nuclease activity. NCBI's taxonomy places the organism in Eukaryota, Viridiplantae, Streptophyta, Magnoliopsida, Brassicales, Brassicaceae. The record is from RefSeq and is a predicted model, not a curated record. Gene Ontology annotation, biological process: regulation of gene expression. Bases 81 to 1580 code for a protein of 499 amino acids. Gene Ontology annotation, cellular component: peroxisome.